UACUGCUAGCAUCAGGGGAACUUUUUUUCUCUCACGGAUGGGUGGUUCUUUCUGAGAGGCGUUGCCAUACAGCGACUGCGCCAGGAAUAUAUACCCGCAGUCACUUACUCUGUUUCAUACGUUGCGCACCGCGUUGCCAUUUCUAAGCACCGCUUACUUCGCCGUGUGAGUUAUCUUGUGAAACGCUGUCUUCGCCAUGGCCGACUACAUUCACGUCCCAGACGAGGCUCCCGCUGUGCCCAAAAUAGAUGUGACGGUCGAUGAGAACGACUACCGACCCGGUGCAUUGCGGCUAAUGAAGGAGCUCAGACCAAGCUGGAAGCCGUCCGAAAUUAAAAUGAAGCUUGUCUCCAGUCUAUUACUCUCCAUGGUUGGAUUUCUCCUGGGUUCUUAUAUUGCUGAACUUUACGUUGACGUAGGAUGUGUUGAUAUGGAAAGCAUCACCAUAACUCCAAAAGAUUCCCGCUGGGUGGGUGCCUGGUGGCUGGGCUUCCUGGUAUCCUCUUCCCUGCUGCUGGUCUCCAGUAUCCCUUUCUGGUUCUUGCCGCGCUCGCUUCCCAAACAAGGGCAUGAAACGGACAAACCCACUGAUCCUCCCUCCCUGAUCCUCGUUGGGGCAGAGAGUGCACAGAACAGCAACCAAACCAUCAAGCUGACCGAAAUCGCAAAAGGUUGCAUUUUAACAGCUGCAUCACACCAGACCUCAAAUCCCUCGCUUUGGGUAUUCAGACUUUGGUAACCAGGACUCUUGGUGGAAUUCCAGCACCUGUGUAUUUUGGAGCUCUGAUAGACUCUACUUGCCUGAAGUGGUCCAUCAAGAAGUGCGGGGGAAGAGGGGCGUGUCGCAUUUACGACUCAAAUAUGUACAGAAUCGUUUUCCUUGGUCUGAUUACUUGCCUCAGCGGCACUUCCUAUUUCUUCAUGAUUGCCGUCAUCGUCCUCCUGAAGCGACAGUUUUGGAAAGCAGACCGGGAGACAGAGCUGCAACAACCCAGAGCGGCAAAGGAAAGUGGAAUUAUGGUUCAGCUGGACAUUCAGGAGAAGAGCAGUGCUGGGAACACAAGUCCCAAACUGUCUUCUGACAAAACAGACUCUGCUGGAGUUGAGAAAGACUUGGAAGGAUGAGGGGAAAUAGUCAGAACAGAGCGACUCAUUGCAAAUAAUAGUCUAUUUUUCAUAAAUAUAUAUGAUGGGAACCUGACAGAGACUUCAGGUGAGUUGUUUUUCUUUCUCAUAGAUAGUCAGAGAAUGUUAUCAACAAAACCUCUGGUCUAAAAAAGAUCAUUAUUUCCUAAGUCGUGCAAUAAAGCAGGCAGUUCAAGUUAGUCUUCUCUUGCUAUGUCUGUUUACCUCCAUAUUGGUUAUCAUGUAACAGUUCGUUUUACUACUACAGACAGGUUGAGCAGCAAUUUAAUAUACUGACCUUUUUGUACAUAUGACAACGCUACAUCUCUGCCAUGUUGAAAGCAAAACUGAUUGUUUAAUCAAACCUCUUGUUUAAAAAUGCUAUUUUUGGCAAUAAAUAAAUCCUUCAGUAAAA
Molecule: messenger RNA, 1540 nt
Organism: Xiphophorus couchianus (Monterrey platyfish)
Lineage: Eukaryota; Metazoa; Chordata; Actinopteri; Cyprinodontiformes; Poeciliidae
Product: solute carrier organic anion transporter family member 1C1-like
Exons: 6
Coding region: 197-739 (180 amino acids)
Biological process (GO): sodium-independent organic anion transport; transmembrane transport; bile acid and bile salt transport
Cellular component (GO): basolateral plasma membrane
Molecular function (GO): bile acid transmembrane transporter activity
Source: RefSeq, a predicted model, not a curated record